This is a messenger RNA of Indicator indicator, 577 nucleotides long. RefSeq names its product BSD domain-containing protein 1-like. The record is from RefSeq and is a predicted model, not a curated record. Lineage: Eukaryota; Metazoa; Chordata; Aves; Piciformes; Indicatoridae.
AUGGAGCGAAGAAAGGAACAGGGACUCUCAGAGGAGCCAGGCUGGGAAGAGAAUGAAGAGGAGUUCUUGGGGAUGUCACCCCUGCCUUAUGCAAACAUCAAAUUUCCUGAAGCAGCAGAAAACGAAUCUGCCCCUGCAGACCUGGAGGGAAGCUACCCCACUGCUCCCAAGAGACCCUCAGAGGAGAGCUGGGCUGUCCUCCCUCCGGAGCCAGCCCCAGCAGAGGGGAGCCCCUCUGAGAGCAGUGAGAGCGUCUCCCUUGUGACUCAGAUUGCAAACCCGACAAAGCCCUCAGAACCUGCUCAUCCUUCUGCAACUGCACAGCAGUCAGCAGCAUCCUCAGAGCCAGUUGCUGUUACAGAGCUCAAAGAGUUGGAGAACAGAGCCCAGGGCAGGACAGAGACUCUGAAAGAGGAAGGACCAACGGAUCUCCGAGUCUUUGAGCUGAACUCGGAUAGAGGGAAGUCCACCCCCUCCAACAAUGGCAAGAAAGGUUCCAGCACUGACAUUAGUGAGGACUGGGAGAAGGACUUUGAUUUGGACAUGACUGAGGAGGAGGUGCAGCUCAAAUAUAGCU